Messenger RNA from Arabis nemorensis, 681 nucleotides. The record is from the annotation of a GenBank genome assembly. Lineage: Eukaryota; Viridiplantae; Streptophyta; Magnoliopsida; Brassicales; Brassicaceae.
AUGGCGAUUACUGCGACAAGACUGGUCUCUCUCACACUCUUGUGGAUCGUCGUCCUCUUCGUCACACUUGCUCUAAUACAGGUUAAAUUGACUGAUGUUGCGGAUCCUACUGAGAAGAUUGCUGAUGCUAAGCUCAAUCAGGUAGGAGAUGAUUUAGAAGGAGUCACGCAUAAAGUUUACUUUGAUAUUCAGAUCAAUGGUUCACCUGCAGGACGCAUUCUCAUUGGUCUUUUUGGGAAGGUAGUUCCUAAAACUGCAGAGAACUUUCGAGCACUUUGCACGGGAGAAAAAGGAGUUGGAAGCAUGGGGAAACCUCUUUACUUCAAAGGAAGUAGCUUUCAUAGGAUCAUUCCUAGUUUCAUGAUUCAGGGUGGAGAUUUUACACGAGGCGAUGGGCGAGGUGGAGAGUCAAUCUAUGGCGAUAAAUUUGCUGAUGAAAAUUUCAAACUAAAACACACCGGCGCAGGAGUUUUAUCAAUGGCGAAUUCGGGACCAGAUUCCAACGGUUCACAAUUCUUCAUCACAACAGUCACCACGGGUUGGUUGGACGGACAUCACGUUGUGUUUGGAAAGGUAUUGUCUGGCAUGGAUGUAGUACGGAAGAUCGAAGCGCAGGGACAAGACAGUGGAGAACCUAAAGGAAAAGUUAUCAUUUUGGACAGUGGAGAGUUAUCUUUGUAA